AGGGGUUACAAGGGGUUAAAGGGGGUUACAAAUGGUUACAAGGGGUUACAGAGGAUUACAAGGGGUUACAAGGGAUGACAGGGGGUGACAAGGGGUUACGGGGGGUUACAAUGGAUUAUAGAAACUUUUUUCUAACUAGAACGUUCCCAGAUACUUUUUCUUAGUCUAUUUUGCAAAAAAAUCCAAGUUGAGGAAAUCUCAAAUUUUUGAUCAAAACGAUGGACUAACCCCUUUGGAAAAAUUCUAAUUUUGCGUUUUUCGUACACAGUUGUUUUUAUAGUCUUUAAAGGCUUCUUUUUUUUUUACAACGUCAGCAAAGACUUUUUCUUGAUCUAUUUUUGAUAAACACAAAAGAUGAAAAAACUUCAACUUUUUGACCAAAAUCAUAAACUAUCCCCUUUGCAAAAAUGCCAAUUUUGAAUUCUUUUUAAAUCCAUGUUUAUAUUCAGUGUAGAAAGGCUUGUUUUCUAACGAGAACGUCACCAAAUACUUUUUCUGGCUGUAUUUUGCAUAAAACGAAACGUUCACAAAAUUUCCAAUUUUUGACCAAAACCAUGGACUCAGCCCUUUGCAAAAAUGCCAAUUUUGUGCGUUUUUGAAACCGAUGUUUUUCUUGUUCAGAAAGGGUUGUUAGCUAUAUAAAAUGUCAAAAAUCGUUUUUUCACGAUUUAUUUUCACGAUCUAUGACAUAGGAAUACCGGGGGUUACAAGGGGUUACAGGGGGUUACAAGGGGUUACAAGGGGUUACAAGGGGUUACAGGGGGUUACAAGGGGUGACAGGGUGUGACAAGGGGUUACAGGGGGUUACAAUGGAUUAUAGAAACUUUUUUCUAACUAGAACGUUCCCAGAUACUUUUUCUUACUCUAUUUUGCAUAACAAUCAAAGUUGAAGUAAUCUCUAAUUUUUGAUCAAAACCAUGGACUAACCCCUUUGGAAAAAUUUUAAUUUUGUGCGUUUUUGAAACCGAUCUUUUUGUUGUUCAGAAAGGCUUGUUUGCUAUAUAAAACGUCAGAAAUCGUUUUUUCACGAUUUAUUUUCACGAUCUAUGACAUGGGAAUACGGGGGGUUACAAGGGGUUACAGGGGGUUACAAUGGGUUACAAGGGGUUACAAGGGGUUAAAAGGGAUGACAGGGGGUGACAAGGGGUUAGAGGGGGUUACAAAGGAUUAUAGAAACUUUUUUCUAACUAGAACGUUCCCAGAUACUUUUUCUUAGUCUAUUUUGCUUAAAAAUCACAGUUGAAGAAAUCUCAAAAUUUCGAUCAAACUGAUGGACUAACCCCUUUGGAAAAAUUCUAAUUUUGCGUUUUUCGUUCACAGUUGUUUUUAUAGUCUUUAAAGGCUUUUUUUUUAUCUAGAACGUCAGCAAACACUUUUUCUCGAUCUCUUUUUGAUAAACACAAAAGAUGAAAAAACUUCAAUUUUUUGACCCAAAUCAUGGACUAACCCCUUUGCAAAAAUGCCAAUUUUGCCUUCUUUUUAAAUCCAUGUUUAUAUUGUCUAGAAAGGCUUGUUUUCUAACGAGAACGUCACCAAAUACUUUUUCUGGGUGUAUUUUGCAUAAAACGAAACGUUCACAAAAUUUGCAAUUUUGACCAAAACCAUGGACUAACCCCUUUGCAAAAAUGCCAAUUUUGUGCGUUUUUGAUAGGGAUAUUUUUGUUCUUCAGAAAGGCUUGUUUGCUAUAUAAAACGUCAAAAAUCGUUUUUCCACGAUUUAUUUUCACGAUCCAUGACAUGGGAAUACAGGGGGUUACAAGGGGUUACAGGGGGUUAAAGGGGGUUACAAGGGGUUACAAGGGGUUACAGGUUGUUACAAGGGGUUACAAGGGGUGACAGGGGUUGACAAGGACUAGAGCUUACCCUACUCCGAGGACACAACAGCCUCCACCAUUAUAUUCUUCUUAUGUAAGUUCCUCUGAUGGCUACUCCUCUUACAGUGAUGCUGUCAAACAUGGUCACACUUCACGAGACCCACUACCUAGUCAUAUACAGAACAGUCCGCUUCCAACAACAAUCAACUCUCCUGCUUCCCCUCAACCUAAUCAGUCUGACUUGACGGGAUUAGAAAUACCUAAGGAACUGGUAUCAUUUUUACGAUUUAUUAAGACUUUACUUUAGUUACUCUUAUUCCCUAUUUUAGAUCUUGAUUUUCCCCUUGUUCUUAGUAAUGAAAUUGACCUAUUUACCAGGAUAUCCAGUAAAUUCUUCUUUGAGAUAAGAUACCGAUAUGCAAAACUACUUAAGUCAGUCCAAUAAGUUAUCCUUUUUUGCAUGGAACAUCAAUGGACUUUCCUCAAAAUCAUUAGGUAACAAAUUACGGGAUCCUGAUUGUUUACGAAUGAUUAACAACUUUGAUUUCAUAAUUCUCUCCGAGACAUGGAAAUCAGUAAGUAUUGACCUUGAAGGCUUCAACAUUGUGAGUACAAGUACUUUAAAAAACAGAAAAUGUGGUCGGAGCUCAGGUGGCCUAGCUUUGAUUUUUAAAUCAAACUUUAGUGAUUGGAUUUCAGUGGAAAAAGAAUCUCCGAAUUUUCGGUGGUUUAAGAUUGCCAAAGAAUGUACAAAAACCGAAAAAGAUAUCUUUGUAUGUGGCACAUAUAUCCCACCUCAAAAUUCCAUUUACUUUUAUCCUGAACUAUUUGAAGAACUUGAAAACGAUAUUGAGAAAUUCUCGGCUUUUGGAUCAAUUCUUCUCAUGGGUGAUUUCAACUCUAGAACAGGCAAAUACUCAGACAAUGUCUGUCAAGAGGGCAACACCAUUAUAACAAACGAUCAAUCUGAAUUCUCCUUAUGCGCCCUUCAGCGACACAGCUUUGAUAACGAAUUAAAUAACCACGGUAAACGGCUUUUAGAAAUAUGUAGGAGUGCAGAUCUAACGAUUAUGAAUGGUAGAUCCCGUGGCGAUUCGCUGGGAAGGCCAACAUUUCAUGGUAAAUUAGGAGUUAGUGUUGUUGACUAUGCAAUAUGCGACCAAGACUUAUUCCACUCUAUCGCGAAUUUUGUUGUCAAAGAGCCGUCGAGUUUAUCAGAUCACAGUCCAAUAAUGACAUGGCUUAACAUUACUAAGGUAAAUACCCACUUAGCUACAGAAAAUACCAAUGAUACAUUCAUUCGUUUACCCAAACAGUUUAUAUGGGAAAAUGAUUCAUCACAAAAAUUUAAAACAGCAAUGCAAACAAGAGACAUACAGAGAAUGAUACAUGAUUUUCUUGUUGACAGUAGGCCAGACAAACACAUUAACUCCUCUCUCGAUGCAGUAGAAAGGAUUCUUUUUGCAACCGCAAAACAUUGUUUGAAAAUUAAGAACGUUAAAAGACGAUAUACUAGAUUAUCUCCUGUUCGUCUAACAAAAAAUGGUUUGAUAAAGAAUGUCGUCUUAAGAGACACGAAUUGAGGAAACUUGCUAAUCUAAAACACAGAGAUCCUCUCAAUAUUACGCUUAGGGAAAACUAUCACACUGUCUUAAAACAGUACAAAAACGUUCUGAAACAGAAGAGAAAAGAAUACUAUGAUACUAAGAUCUCGGAACUAGAAGACAUGAUAGAUAACCCAAACAGCCGAAAUUUUUGGAACUGUUUGAAAUCUAUGGAUAAUUCUAUGAAGGAAACUAGUACCCCGCCAAUCUCAGAAGAAAGUUGGUUGUCUCACUUCCAGUCACUACAUUCAAACGAGCCUCUUAAUUCACACCAAGAAGCCAUUAACGAUGAGUUAACAAGAUUAGAAGACGCAACAACACAAUCGCAUGCUUUGGACUACCUAAUAACUGAACUCGAAAUACGCACAGCGGCUAACAAACUCAAAAACAACAAAUCUUCGUAUUCAGAUAGAAUAAAAAAUGAAAUGAUCAAAUCCAGCUUAAAUGAACUAAUGCCUAUUUAUUUGAAGUUAUUUAACGCUGUUCUGACGUCAGGCACUAUGCCUCAAACAUGGUGCGGUGGCCUUAUAACACCAAUUUUUAAAAGUGGGACUAAAAGUGAUCCCUCAAAUUAUCGAGGAAUUUGUAUUUCUAGUUGUCUUGGGAAACUAUUUUGCUCAAUUCUCAAUCAAAGACUUCUCAAGCACAUUCAGUCGCGUGACAUACUUCAUAAAUCUCAAAUAGGUUUCUUAGCAAAUAAUCGAACCGCUGACCAUGUUCUUACACUACGAACAUUAAUUGACAAAUACGUUGACUGUCACAAAACGAAAGUAUACGCAUGUUUUGUGGACUUUAGAAAAGCAUUUGAUUCGGUGUGGCACGAUGGACUCUUAUACAAGCUGUUACAAAUAAAUGUCCGAGGAAACUUCUAUAAAGUCAUAAAAAGUUUAUACUCAAACUCUACCUGUUCUAUUAGGAUUGGAAAUAACCAAACACAUCCUUUUCAAUACACUAGAGGUGUGCGUCAAGGCUGCAUUUUAAGCCCUCUUCUCUUCAACCUAUACGUUAAUGAUCUAGCUUUUUCAUUCAACAAUAUUUUAUCUGAUCCGUUUGUGCUACCAAAUGGCACCAAACUCAAUUCUCUUUUUUAUGCUGACGACCUUAUUAUAUUAUCACGAUCGAAACUAGGAUUACAAAAUUGCCUCAACAAAUUGUCUUCAUAUUGCAACUCCUGGAUGCUUAAAAUCAACCCCAAGAAAACCAAAAUAAUGGUUUUCCAAAAAGGCACAAAAAAAUGUGAUUAUGUUUUUCACAUAGGCAAUGAAAUGAUAGACAUUGUAAAAGACUAUACUUACUUAGGGACUCGCAUCUCGUCUUCCGGAAAUUUUACACUCUCACUUGAACAUCUUCGACAAAAAGCCCUUCAUGCUCUAUUUAGUCUAAGACGCCACACUGAUUUUAGUAAACUGAAACCCUCCCUUGCAAAUAAAAGUUUUGACACAAAGAUCUCACCGAUUUUAACGUACAAUAGUGAAGUUUGGGGUGCCUUUGUGAAAUCAGAUUUUCAGUCAUGGGAUAACUCCGGAAUCGAAAAAACUCAUUUACACUUCUGUAAACGAUAUUUAGAAGUCCAUAACAAGUCAUCCAAUGUUGCAUGCAGAUCUGAACUUGGCAGAUUCCCUCUGAUCAUUGAUAUAAAUAACAAGAUACUUAAUUACUUAAACUAUCUCCAAGAAAAAGAUGAAAAUUCUAUAGUUAAACAAUCUUUAAAAAUAUCUGUUGACCUUUAUCAUAGUGGCCAAAAUAGUUUUUACUCCAGUCUUAAGAAGAUGACUGACGACUAUGAUUUCCCAGGCUUUAAUUGUAAUUUACUGAAUAAAUGUAAAAUUAAGCAAUAUGUAGACCUUAUGAAAAAGAAAUAUAUCACUUACUGGAAUCAUACCCUUCAACAUUCACAAAAACUUAACUUUUAUUAUAAAAUCAAAACGAAUUAUAGCCCUUCUGUCUACCUAGAUUUAACAAGAAAGAACCCUUCUAGGAAAACAUUAGUGAAGCUGAGAAUAAGCAGUCACAAACUUAGGAUUGAGACAGGUAGAUACGACAAUCUACCACGUGGCGAAAGGUUAUGCAAUCUCUGCAAUUGUAACAGAAUUGAAGACGAAACUCACUUUUUAUUAGAUUCCCAAGUUUCUCUUCGAUAAGAGAUAUGUUCUUCUCUAAACUAGAACCUAAAAUACCGUUUCUACGACUACAAUCACAUGAGUCCCUAUUAUCACAUCUAAUGAAUUCUACUGACUAUUUUAUUAACAUCCAAUUAAUUUCAUUUAUAUCAACUUGCUUUGAAUUGAGAGACAAACUUAUUUCCGGAAUAAUUAAUCCUACUGAUGGUUAGAAAUAAACAAUGAUUAAUAAGUUUCGAAUUAUUUUAAAUAUUUAAUUUACAAGGAAUCAAUGAGUAAUUUCAAGUAGCUUUUGCAAUACUGUAAUACUUUGUUAUGGUCAUGCAAAUAAAGCUUAUUGUUGUUGUUGUUGACAAGGGGUUACAGGGGGUUAAAAUGGAUUAUAGAAACUUUUUUCUAACAAGAACGUUCCCAGAUACUUUUUCUUAGUCUAUUUUGCAGAAAAAUCCAACUUGAAAAAAUCUCAAAUUUUUGAUCAAAACGAUGGACUAACCCGUUUGGAAAAAUUCUAAUUUUGCGUUUUUCGUACCCAGUUUUUUUUUAUAGUCUUUAAAGGCUUCUUUUUUAUUUAGAACGUCAGCAAACACUUUUUCUCGAUCCGUUCUUGAUAAACACAGAAGAUGAAAAAACUUUAACUUUUUGACCAAAAUCAUGGACUAUCCCCUUUGCAAAAAUGCCAAUUUUGCCUUCUUUUCAAAUCCAUGUUUAUAUUGUCUAGAAAGGCUUGUUUUCUAACGAGAACGUCACCAAAUACUUUUUCUGGGUGUAUUUUGCAUAAAACGAAACGUUCACAAAAUUUCCAAUUUUUGACCAAAACCAUGGACUAACCCCUUUGCAAAAAUGCCAAUUUUGUGCGUUUUUGAAACCCAUAUUUUUGUUGUUCAGAAAGGCUUGUUUGCUAUAUAAAACGUCAGAAAUCGUUUUUUCACGAUUUAUUUUAACAAUCUAUGACAUGGGAAUACCGGGGGUUACAAGGGGUUACAGGGGUUACAGGGGGUUACAAGGGGUUACAAGGGGUUACAAGGGGUUACAGGGAGUUACAAGGGGUUACAAGGGGUGACAGGGGGUGACAAGAGGUUACAGGGGGUUACAGGCGGUUACAAAGUAUUAUAGAAACUUUUUUCUAACUAGAACGUUCCCAGAUACUUUUUCUUAGUCUAUUUUGCAUAACAAUCAAAGUUGAGGAAAUCUCAAAUUUUUGAUCAAAACGAUGGACUAACCCGUUUGGAAAAAUUCUAAUUUUGCGUUUUUCGUACCCAGUUUUUUUUUAUAGUCUUUAAAGGCUUCUUUUUUAUUUAGAACGUCAGCAAACACUUUUUCUCGAUCCGUUCUUGAUAAACACAGAAGAUGAAAAAACUUUAACUUUUUGACCAAAAUCAUGGACUAUCCCCUUUGCAAAAAUGCCAAUUUUGCCUUCUUUUCAAAUCCAUGUUUAUAUUGUCUAGAAAGGCUUGUUUUCUAACGAGAACGUCACCAAAUACUUUUUCUGGGUGUAUUUUGCAUAAAACGAAACGUUCACAAAAUUUCCAAUUUUUGACCAAAACCAUGGACUAACCCCUUUGCAAAAAUGCCAAUUUUGUGCGUUUUUGAAACCCAUAUUUUUGUUGUUCAGAAAGGCUUGUUUGCUAUAUAAAACGUCAGAAAUCGUUUUUUCACGAUUUAUUUUAACAAUCUAUGACAUGGGAAUACCGGGGGUUACAAGGGGUUACAAGGGUUACAGGGGGUUACAAGGGGUUACAAGGGGUUACAAGGGGUUACAGGGAGUUACAAGGGGUUACAAGGGGUGACAGGGGGUGACAAGAGGUUACAGGCGGUUACAAAGUAUUAUAGAAACUUUUUUCUAACUAGAACGUUCCCAGAUACUUUUUCUUAGUCUAUUUUGCAUAACAAUCAAAGUUGAAGAAAUCUCAAAUUUUUGAUCAAAACGAUGGACUAACCCCUUUGGAAAAAUUCUAAUUUUGCGUUUUUCGUACACAGUUGUUUUUAUAGUCUUUAAAGGCUUCUUUUUUAUCUAGAACGUCAGCAAACACUUUUUCUCGAUCUAUUUUUGAUAAACACAAAAGAUGAAAAAACUUCAACUUUUUGACCAAAAUCAUGGACUAUCCCCUUUGCAAAAAUGCCAAUUUUGCCUUCUUUUUAAAUCCAUGUUUAUAUUGUCUAGAAAGGCUUGUUUUCUAACGAGAACGUCACCAAAUACUUUUUCUGGGUGUAUUUUGCAUAAAACGAAACGUUCACAAAAUUUCCAAUUUUUGACCAAAACCAUGAACUAACCCCUUUGCAAAAAUGCCAAUUUUUUGCGCUUUUGAAACCGAUAUUUUUGUUGUUCAGAAAGGCUUGUUUGCUAUAUAAAACGUCAAAAAUCAUUUUUCCACGAUUUAUUUUCACGAUCCAUGACAUGGGAAUACCGGGGGUGACAAGGGGUUACAGGGGGUUAAAGGGGGUUACAAGAGGUUACAAGGGGUUACAGAGGGUUACAAGGGGUUACAAGGAGUGACAGGGGGUGACAAGGGGUUACACGGGGUUACAAUGGAUUAUAGACACUUUUUUCUAACUAGAACGUUCCCAGAUACUUUUUCUUACUCUAUUUUGCAAAAAAAUCCAACUUGAAAAAAUCUCAAAUUUUUGACCAAAACGAUGGACUAACCCCUUUGGAAAAAUUCAAAUUUUGCGUUUUUCGUACACAGUUGUUUUUAUAGUCUUUAAAGGCUUCUUUUUUAUCUAGAACGUCAGCAAAGACUUUUUCUCGAUCUAUUUUUGAUAAACACAAAAGAUGAAAAAACUUCAACUUUUUGACCAAAAUCAUGGACUAUCCCCUUUGCUAAAAUGCCAAUUUUGCCUUCUUUUUAAAUCCAUGUUUAUAUUGUCUAGAAAGGCUUGUUUCCUAACGAGAACGUCACCAAAUACUUUUUCCGGGUGUAUUUUGCAUAAAACGAAACGUUCACAAAAUUUCUAAUUUUUGACCAAAACCAUGGACUAACCCCUUUGCAAAAAUGCCAAUUUUGUGCGUUUUUGAAACCGAUAUUUUUGUUGUUCAGAAAGGCUUGUUUGCUAUAUAAAACGUCAAGAAUCGUUUUUUCACGAUUUAUUUUCAGGAUCUAUAACAUGGCAAUACCGGGGGUUACAAGGGGUUACAGGGGGUUAGAGGGGGUUACAAGGGGUUACAAGGGGUGACAGGGGGUGACAAAGGGUUACAGGGGGUUACAAUGGAUUAUAGAGACUUUUUUCUAACUAGAACGUUCCCAGAUACUUUUUCUUAGUCUAUUUUGCAUAACAAUCAAAGUUGAGGAAAUCUCAAAUUUUUGAUCAAAACGAUGGACUAACCCCUUUGGAAAAAUUCUAAUUUUGCGUUUUUCCUACACAGUUGUUUUUAUAGUCUUCUUCUUUAAAGGCUUCUUUUUUAUCUAGAACGUCACAAACACUUUUUCUCGAUCCAUUUUUGAAAAACACAAAAGAUGAAAAAACUUCAACUUUUUGACCAAAAUCAUGGACUAUCCCCUUUGCAAAAAUGCCAAUUUUGCCUUCCUUUUAAAUCCAUCUUUAUAUUCUCUAGAAAGGCUUCCUUUCGAACGACAACGUCACCAAAUACUUUUUCUGGGUGUAUUUUGCAUAAAACGAAACGUUCACAAAAUUUCCAAUUUUUGAGCAAAACCAUGGACUAACCCCUUUGCAAAAAUGCCAAUUUUGUGCGUAUUUAAAACCGAUGUUUUUCUUGUUCAGAAAGGCUUGUUUCCUAUAUAAAACGUCCAAAAUUGUCUUUUCACGAUUUAUUUUCACGAUCUUUGACAUGGGAAUAACGGGGUUACAAGGGGUUACAGGGGGUUACAGGGGAUUACAAGGGGAUACAACGGGUUACAAGGGGUUACAAGGGGUGACAAGGGGUUACAAGGGGUUACAGGGGGUUACUAAGGAUUAUAGAAACUUUUUUCUAACUAGAACGUUCCCAGAUACUUUUUCUUACUCUAUUUUGCAUAACAAUCAAAGUUGAAGAAAUCUCAAAAGUUUGAUCAAAACGAUAGAGUAACCCGUUUGGAAAAAUUCUGAUUUUGCGUUUUUCGUACACAGUUGUUUUUAUAGUCUUUAAAGGCUUCUUUUUUAUCUAGAACGUCAGCAAAGACUUUUUCUCGAUCUAUUUUUGAUAAACACAAAAGAUGAAAAAACUUUAACUUUUUGACCAAAACCAUGGACUAACCCCUUUGCAAAAACGCCAAUUUUGUGCGUUUUUGAAACCGAUAUUUUUGUUGUUCAGAAAGGCUCGUUUGCUAUAUAAAACGUCGAAAAUCGUUUUUUAACGAGAAAUUUUCACGACCUAUGACAUGGGAAUACCGGCAUUUACCAGGGGUUACAGGGGGUUACAGGGGGUUAAAAGGGGUUACAAGGGGUUACAAGGGGUUACAGCGGGUUACAAGGGGUUAAAAGGGGUGACAGGGGGUGACAAGAGGUGACAGGGGGUGACAAGGGGUUACAGGGGGUCACAAUGGAUUAUAGAAACUUUUUUCUAACUAGAACGUUCCCAGAUAUAUUUUCUUACUCUAUUUUGCAAAAGAAUCCAAGUUGAAGAUAUCUCAAAUUUUUGUUCAAAACAAUGGAGUAACCCCUUUGGAAAAGUUCUAAUUUUGCGUUUUUCGUACACAGUUGUUUUUAUAGUCUUUAAAGGCUUUUUUUUUAUCUAGAACAUCAGCAAACACUUUUUCUCGAUCUCUUUUUGAUAAACACAAAAGAUGAAAAAACUUCAACUUUUUGACCAAAAUCAUGGACUAUCCCGUUUCAAAAAUGCCCAUUUUAAAUUCUUUUUAAAUCCAUGUUUAUAUUGUCUAGAAAGGCUUGUUUUCUAACGAGAACAUCAACAAAUCCUUUUUCUGGGUGUAUUUUGCAUAAGACGAAACGUUCACAAAAUUUCCAAUUUUUGACCAAAACCAUGGACUAACCCCUUUGCAAAAAUGCCAAUUUUGUGGGUUUUGAAACCGAUAUUUUUGUUGUUCAGAAAGGCUUGUUUGCUAUAUAAAAUGUCAAAAAUCGUUUUUCCACGAUUUAUUUUUACGAUCUAUAACAUUGGAAUGCCGAGGGGUUACAAGGGAUUACAGGGGGUUACAAGGGCUUACAAGGGGUGACAGGGGUUGACAAGGGGUUACAGGGGGUUACAAUGGAUUAUAGAAACUUUUUUCUAACUAGAACGUUCGCAGAUACUUUUUCUUAGUCUAUUUUCCCUAACAAUCAAAGUUGAAGAAAUCUCAAAUUUUUGAUCAAAACGAUGGACUAACCCCUUUGGAAAAAUUCUAAUUUUGCGUUUUUCGUACACAGUUGUUUUUAUAGUCUUUAAAGGCUUCUUUUUUAUCUAGAACGUCAGCAAACACUUUUUCUCGAUCCAUUUUUGAUAAACACAAAAGAUGAAAAAACUUCAACUUUUUGACCAAAAUCAUGGACUAUCCCCUUUGCAAAAAUGCCAAUUUUGCCUUGCCAUGUUUAUAUUGACUAGAAAGGCUUGGUUUCUAACGAGAACGUCACCAAAUACUUUUUCUGGGUGUAUUUUGCAUAAAACGAAACGUUCACAAAAUUUCCAAUUUAUGACCAAAACCAUGGACUAACCCCUUUGCAAAAAUGCCAAUUUUGGGCGUUUUUGAAACCGAUAUUUUUGUUGUUCAGAAAGGCUUGUUUGCUAUAUAAAAUGUCGAAAAUCGUUUUUUCACGAUUUAUUUUCACGAUCUAUGACAUGGGAAUACAGGGGGUUACAAGGGGUUACAGGGGGUUACAGGGGGUUACAAGGGGUUACAAGGGGUUACAAGGGGUUACAGGGGCUUACAAGGGGUUACAAGGGGUUACAGGGGGUGCCAAAGGGUUACAGGGGGUUACAAUGGAUUAUAGAAACUUUUUUCUAACUACAACGUUCCCAGAUACUUUUUCUUAGUCUAUUUUGCAAAAAAAUCCAAGUUGAAGAAAUCUCAAAUUUUUGAUCAAAACGAUGGAGUAACCCCUUUGGAAAAAUUCUAUUUUUGCCUUUUUCGUACACGGUUGUUUUUAUAGUCUUUAAAGGCUUCUUUUUUUUCUACAACUUCAGAAAACGCUUUUUCUCCAUCUAUUUUUGAUAAACACAGAAGAUGAAAAAACUUCAACAUUUUGUCGAAAAUCAUAAACUAUCCCCUUUACAAAAAUGCCAAUUUUGAAUUCUUUUUAAAUCCAUGUUUAUAUUGCCUAGAAAGGCUUGUUUUCUAACGAGAACUUCACCAAAUACUUUUUUAGGUGUAUUUUGCAUAAGACGAAACGUUCACAAAAUUUCCAAUUUUUGACCAAAACCAUGGACUAACCCCUUUGCAAAAAAGCCAAUUUUGUGCGUUUUUGAAACCGAUAUUUUUGUUGUUCAGAAAGGCUAGUUUGCUAUAUAAAACGUCAAAAAUCGUUUUUCCACGAUUUAGUUUCACGAUUUAUAACAUGGGAAUACCGGGGGUUACAAGGGGUUACAGGGGGUUACAAGGGGUUACAAGGGGUUACAAGGGGUUACAAGGGGUUACCAUUGGUGACAGGGGUUGACAAGGGCUUACAGGGGGUUACAAUCGAUUAUAGAAACUUUUUUCUAACUAGAACUUUCCCAGAUAAUCUUUCUUAGUCUAUUUUGCAUAACAAUCAAAGUUGAAGAAAUCUCAAAUUUUUGAUCAAAACGAUGGACUAACCCCUUUGGAAAAAUUCUAAUUUUCAGUUUUUCGUACCCAGUUGUUUUUAUAGUCUUUAAAGGCUUCUUUUUUAUCUAGAACGUCAGCAAACACUUUUUCUAGAUCCAUUUUUGAUAAACACAAAAGAUGAAAAAACUUCAACUUUUUGACCAAAAUCAUGGACUAACCCCUUUGCAAAAAUGCUAAUUUUGUGCGUUUUUGAAACCGAUUUUUUUGUUCUUCAGAAAGGCUUGUUUGCUAUAUAAAACGUCGAAAAUCGUUUUUUCACGAUUUAUUUUCACGAUCUAUGACAUGGCAAUACAGGGGGUUACAAAGGGCUAAAGGGGGUUACGGGGAGUUAAAAGGGGUUACAAGGGGUUACAAGGGGUUACAGGGGGUUACAAGGAGUUACAAGGGGUGACAGGGGGUGAGAAGGAGUUACAGGGGGUCAAAAUGGAUUAUAGAAACUUUUUUCUAACUAGAACGUUCCCAGAUACUUUUUCUUAGUCUAUUUUGCAUAACAAUCAAAGUUGAAGAAAUCUCAAAUUUUUGAUCAAAACGAUGGACUAACCCCUUUGGAAAAAUUCUAAUUUUGCGUUUUUCGUACACAGUUGUUUUUAUAGUCUUUAAAGGCUUCUUUUUUAUCUAGAACGUCAGCAAACACUUUUUCUCGAUCCAUUUUUGAUAAACACAAAAGAUGAAAAAACUUCAACUUUUUGACCAAAAUCAUGGAAUAACCCCUUUGCAAAAAUGCCAAUUUUGCCUUGUUUUUAAAUCCAUGUUUAUAUUGUCUAGAAAGGCUUGUUUUCUAACGAGAACGUCACCAAAUACCUUUUCUGGGUGUAUUUUGCAUAAAACGAAACGUUCACAAAAUUUCCAAUUUUUGACCAAAACCAUGGACUAACCCCUUUGCAAAAAUGCCAAUUUUGUGCGUUUUUGAAAGCGAUGUUUUUUGUUGUUCAGAAAGGCUUGUUUGCUAUAUAAAACGUCGAAAAUCGUUUUUUAACGAUUUAUUUUCACGAUCUAUGACAUGGGAAUACAGGGGGUUACAAGGGGUUACAGGGGGUUACAGGGGGUUACAACGGGUUACAAGGGGUUAAAAGGGGUUACAAGGGGUUACAGGGGCUUACAAGGGGUUACAAGGGGUGACAGGGGGUGCCAAAGGGUUACAGGGGGUUACAAUGGAUUAUAGAAACUUUUUUCUAACUACAACGUUCCCAGAUACUUUUUCUUAGUCUAUUUUGCAAAAAAAUCCAAGUUGAAGAAAUCUCAAAUUUUUGAUCAAAACGAUGGAGUAACCCCUUUGGAAAAAUUCUAUUUUUGCCUUUUUCGUACACGGUUGUUUUUAUAGUCUUUAAAGGCUUCUUUUUUUUCAACAACUUCAGAAAACGCUUUUUCUCCAUCUAUUUUUGAUAAACACAAAAGAUGAAAAAACUUCAACAUUUUGACGAAAAUCAUAAACUAUCCCCUUUACAAAAAUGCCUAUUUUGAAUUCUUUUUAAAUCCAUGUUUAUAUUGUCUAGAAAGGCUUGUUUUCUAACGAGAACUUCACCAAAUACUUUUUUAGGUGUAUUUUGCAUAAGACGAAAAGUUCACAAAAUUUCCAAUUUUUGACCAAAACCAUGGACUAACCCCUUUGCAAAAAUGCCAAUUUUGUGCGUUUUUGAAACCGAUAUUUUUGUUGUUCAGAAAGGCUAGUUUGCUAUAUAAAACGUCAAAAAUCGUUUUUCCACGAUUUAUUUUCACGAUUUAUAACAUGGGAAUACCGGGGGUUACAAGGGGUUACAGGGGGUUACAAGGGGUUACAAGGGAUUACAAGGGGUUACAAGUGGUUACAGGGGGUUACAAGGGGUUACCAUUGGUGACAGGGGUUGACAAGGGCUUACAGGGGGUUACAAUCGAUUAUAGAAACUUUUUUCUAACUAAAACGUUCCCAGAUAAUCUUUCUUAGUCUAUUUUGCAUAACAAUCAAAGUUGAAGAAAUCUCAAAUUUUUGAUCAAAACGAUGGACUAAUUUUCAGUUUUUCGUACCCAGUUGUUUUUAUAGUCUUUAAAGGCUUCUUUUUUAUCUAGAACGUCAGCAAACACUUUUUCUAGAUCCAUUUUUGAUAAACACAAAAGAUGAAAAAAUUUCAACUUUUUGACCAAAAUCAUGGACUAUCCCUUUGCAAAAAUGCCAAUUUUGAAUUCUUUUUAAAUCCAUGUUUAUAUUGUCUAGAAAGGCUUGUUUUCUAACGAGAACGUCACCAAAUACUUUUUCUGGGUGUAUUUUGCAUAAAACGAAACGUUCACAAAAUUUCCAAUUUUUGACCAAAACCAUAGACUAACCCCUUUGCAAAAAUGCCAAUUUUGUGCGUUUUUGAAAGCGAUGUUUUUCUUGUUCAGAAAGGCUUGUUUGCUAUAUAAAUCGUCGAAAACCGUUUUUUCACGAGUUAUUUUCACGGUCUAUGACAUGGGAAUACACGGGGUUACAAGGAGUUACAGCGGGUUACAGGGGGUUACAAGUGGUUACAAGUGGUUACAGGGGGUUACAAGGGGUUAAAAGGGAUGACAGGGCGUGACAAGGGGUUACAGGGGGUUAUAAAGCAUUAUAGAAACUUUUUUCUAACUAGAACAUUUCCAGAUACUUUUACUUAGUCUAUUUUGCAUAAAAAUCAAAGUUGAAGAAAUCUCAAAAUUUUGAUCAAAACGAUGGACUAACCCCUUUGGCAAAAUUCUAAUUUUGCCUUUUUCGUACAGAGUUGUUUUUAUAGUCUUUAAAGGCGUCUCUGUUAUCUACAACGUCAGCAAACACUUUUUCUGGAUCUCUUUUGAUGAACACAGAAGAUAAAAAAACUUUAACUUUUUGACCAAAAUCAUGGACUAAGCCCUUUCCAAAAUGCCAAUUUUGCCUUCUCUUUAAAUCCAUGUUUAUAUUGUCUAGAAAGGCUUGUUUUCUAACGAGAACGUCAACAAAUACUUUUUCUGGGUGUAUUUUGCAUAAAACGAAACGUUCACGAAAUUUCCAAUUUUUGACCAAGACUAUGGACUAACCUCUUUGCAAAAAUGCCAAUUUUGUGCGUUUUUUAAACCGAUAUCUUUCUUGUUCAGAAAGGCUUGUUUGCUAUAUAAAACGUCGAAAAUCGUUUUUCCACAAUUUAUUUUCACGAUCUAUGACAUGGGAAUACAGGGGGUUACAAGCGGUUACAAGGGGUUACAGCGGGUUACAGGGGGUUAGAAGGGGUUACAGGGGGUUACAAGGGGUUACAGAGGGUUACACUGAAUUAUAGAAACUUUUUUCUAACUAGAACCUCCCCAGAUACUUUUUGUUAGUCUAUUUUGCAUAACAAUCAAAGUUGGAGUAAUCUCAAAUUUUUUAACAAAACGAUGGACUAACCCCAUUCGAAAAAAUUCUAAUUUUGCGUUUUUCGUACACAGUUGUUUUUGUAGUCUUUAAAGGCUUCUUUUUUAUCUAGAACGUCAGCAAAAACUUUUUCUCGAUCAAUUUUUGAUAAACACAAAAAAGUGAUAUUUUUGUUGUUCAGAAAGGCUUGUUUGCUAUAUUAAACGUCGAAAAUCGUUUCUUCUUGAUUUAUUUUCACGAUCUAUGACAUGGGAAUACAGGGGGCUACAAGGGGUUUCGGGGGGUUACAAGGGGUUACAAGGGGUGACAGGGGGUGACAAGGGGUUACAGGGGGUUACAAACAAUUAUAGAAACUUUUUUCUAACUAGAAUGUUCCCAGAUACUUUUUCUUAGUCUAUUUGGCCAAAAAAUCAAACUUGAAGAAAUCUUAAAUUUUUGAUCAAAACGAUGGACUAACCCCUUUGGAAAAAUUCAAAUUUUGCGUUUUUCGUACACAGUUGUUUUUAUAGUCUUUAAAGGUUUCUUUUUUCUCUAGAACGUCAGCAAAAACUUUUUCUGGAUCCAUUUUUGAUAAACACAAAAAAAGGGAUAUUUUUGUUGUUCAGAAAGGCUUGUUUGCUAUAUAAAACGUCGAAAAUCGUUUUUUAACGAUUUAUUUUCACGAUCUAUGACAUGGGAAUACAGGGGGUUGCAAGGGGUUACAGGGGGUUACAGGGGGUUACAGGGGGUUACAAGGGGUUACAAGGGGUUACAGGGGCUUACAAGGGGUUACAAGGGGUGACAGUGGGUGACAAGGGGUUACAGGGGCUUACAAUGGAUUAUAGAAACUUUUUCCUAACUAGAACGUUCUCAGAUACUUUUUCUUAGUCUAUUUUGCAAAAAAAUCCAAGUUGAAGAAAUCUCAAAUUUUUGAUCAAAACGAUGCACUAACCGCUUUGGAAAAAUUCUAAUUUUGCGUUUUUCGUACACACUUUUUUUUAUUGUCAUUUGAGGGUUCUUUUUUAUCUACAACGUCACCAAACACUUUUUCUCGAUCAAAUUUUUGAAAAACACAAAACAUGAAAAAACUUCAAGUUUUUGACCAAAAUCAUGGACUAUCCAAUUUGCAAAAAUGCCAAUUUUGAAUUCUUUUUAAAUCCAUGUUUAUAUUCUCUAGAAAGUCUUGUUUUCUAACGAGAACGUUACCAAAUACUUUUUCUGGGUGUAUUUUGCAUAAAACGAAACGUUUACAAAAUUUCAAAUUUCUGACCAAAACCAUGGACUAACCCCUUUGCAAAAAUGCCAAUUUUGUGCGUUUUUGAAACCGAUAUUUUUGUUGUUCAGAAAGGCUUGUUUGCUAUAUAAAACGUCGAAAAUCUUUCUUUCACGAUUUUUUUUGACGUUCUUUGACAUGGAAAUAACGGGGUUACAAGGGGUUACGGGGGGUUACAGGGGGUUACAAGGGGUUACAAGGGGUUACAGGGGGUUACAAGGGGUUACACGGGGUGACAAGGGGUUACAAGGGGUUAGAUGCGGUUACAACGGAUUAUAGAAAAUUUUUUCUAACCAGAACGAUCCCAGAUUCUUUUUCUUAGUCUAUCUCGCAUAAAAAUCAAAGUUGAAGAAAUCUCUAAAUUUUCAUCAAAACGAUGGACUAACCCCUUUGGAAAAAUGCUAAUUUUCCGUUUUUCGUACACAGUUGUUUUUAUAGUCUUUAAAGGCUUCUUUUUUAUCUAGAACGUCAGCAAACACUUUUUCUCGAUCUAUUUUUGAUAAACACAAAAGAUAAAAAAAACUUCAAUUUUUUGACCAAAAUCAUCGUCUAUCCCCUUUGCAAAAAUGUCAAUUUUGCCUUCCUUUAAAAUCCAUGUUUAUAUUGUCUAGAAAGGCUUGUUUUCUAACGAGAACGUCACCAAAUACUUUUUCGGGGUGUAUUUUGCAUCAAACGAAACGUUCACAAAAUUUCCAAUUUUUGACCAAAACAAUAGACUAACCCCUUUGCAAAACUGCCAAUUUUGUGCGUUUUUGAAACAGAUAUUUUUGUUGUUCAGAAAGCCUUGUUUCCUAUAUAAAACGUCGAAACUCGUUUUUUAACGAUUUAUAUUCACGAUCUAUGACAUGGGAAUACAGGGGGUUACAAGGGGUUACAGGGGGUUACAGGGGGCUACAAGGGGUUACAAGGGGUUACAGGGUGUUACAAGGGGUUACAAAGGGUGAAAGGGGGUGACAAGGGGUUACAGGGGCUUACAAUGGAUUAUAGAAACUUUUUUCUAACUAGAACGUUCCCAGAUACUUUUUGUUAGUCUAUUUUUUUUAUAACAAUCAAAGUUGAAGUAAUCUCUAAAUUUUGAUGAAAACGAUGGACUAACCCCUUUGGAAAAAUUCUAAUUUUGCGUUUUUCGUACAAAGUUGUUUUUAUAGUCUUUAAAAGCUUCUUUUUUAUCUAGAACGUCAGCAAACACUUUUUCUCGACCUAUUUUUGAUAAACACAAAAGAAGAAAAAAGUUCAACUUUUUGACCAAAAUCAUGGGCUAUCCCCUUUGCAAAAAUGCCAAUUUUGCCUUCUUUUUAAAUCCAUGUUUAUAUUGUCUAGAAAGGCUUGUUUUCUAACGAGAACGUCACCAAAUACUUUUACUGGGUGUAUUUUGCAUAAAACGAAACGUUCACAAAAUUUCCAAUUUUUCACCAAAACCAUGAACUAACCCCUUUGCAAAAAUGCCAAUUUUGUGCGUUUUUGAAAGCGAUAUUUUUGUUGUUCAGAAAGGCUUGUUUCCUAUAAAAAACGUCAAAAAUCGUUUUUUAACGAUUUAUUUUCACGAUGCAUAACAUGGGAAUACAGGGGGUUACAAGCGGUUACAAGUGGUUACAGGGAGUUACAAGGGGUUACAGGGGGUUACAGGGGGCUACAAGGGAUUACAAGGGGUUACAGCGGGUUACAAGGGGUUACAAAGGGUGAAAGGGGGUGACAAGGGGUUACAGGGGGAUACAAUGGAUUGUAGAAACUUUUUUCUAACUAGAACGUUCCCAGAUACUUUUUCUUAGUCUAUUUUGCAUAACAAUCAAAGGUUAAGAAAUCUCUAAAUUUUAAUCAAAACGAUGGACUAACCUCUUUGCAAAAAUGUUAAUUUUGUGCGUUUUUGAAACCGAUAUUUUUGUUGUUCAGAAAGGCUUGUUUGCUAUAUAAAACGUCAAAAAUCGUUUUUUAACGAUUUAUAUUCACGAUCUAUGACAUGGGAAUACAGGGGGUUACAAGGGGUUACAGGGGGUCACAGGGCGUUACAAGGGGUUACAAAGGGUGAAAAAGGGUGACAAGGGGUUACAGGGGCUUACAAUGGAUUAUAGAAACUUUUUUCUAACUAGAACGUUCCCAGAUACUUUUUGUUAGUCUAUUUUUUUUAUAACAAUCAAAGUUGAAGUAAUCUCUAAAUUUUUAUCAAAACGAUGGACUAACCCCUUUGGAAAAAUUCUAAUUUUGCGUUUUUCGUACGAAGUUGUUUUUAUAGUCUUUAAAAGCUUCUUUUUUAUCUAGAACGUCAGCAAACACUUUUUCUCGACCUAUUUUUGAUAAACACAAAAGAUGAAAAAACUUCAACUUUUUGACCAAAAUGCCAAUUUUGUGCGUUUUUGAAACCGAUAUUUUUGUUCUUCAGAAAGGCUUGUUUGCUAUAUAAAACGUCCUAAAUCGUUUUUUCACGAUUUAUUUUCACGAUCUUUGACAUGGGAAUAACGGGGUUACAAGGGGUUACAGGGCGUUACAGGGGGUUACAAGGGGUUACAAAGGGUGACAGGGGGUUACAAUGGAUUAUAGAAACUUUUUUCUAACUAGAACGUACCCAGAUACUUUUUCUUAGUCUAUUCUUUUUAUAACAAUCAAAGUUGAAGUAAUCUCUAAAUUUUUAUCAAAACGAUGGACUAACCCCUUUGGAAAAAUUCUACUUUUGCGUUUUUUGUACACAGUUGUUUUUAUAGUCUUUAAAAGCUUCUUUUUUAUCUAGAACGUUAGCAAACAUUUUUUCUCGAUCUAUUUUUGAUAAACACAAAAGAUGAAAAAACUUCAACUUUCUGACCAAAAUCAUGGACUAUCCCCUUUGCAAAAAUGCCAAUUUUGCCUUCUUUUUAAAUCCAUGUUUAUAUUGUCUAGAAAGGCUUGUUUUCUACCCAGAACGUCACCAAAUACUUUUUCUGGGUGUAUUUUGCAUAAAACGAAACGUUCACAAAAUUUCCAAUUUUUGACCAAAACCAUGGACUAACCCCUUUGCAAAAAUGCCAAUUUUGUGGGUUUUGAAACCGAUAUUUUUGUUGUUCACAAAGGCUUGUUUGCUAUAUAAAACGUCGAAAAUCGUUUUUUCACGAUUUAUUUUCACGAUCUAUGACAUGGGAAUACCAGGCGUUACAAGGGGUUACAGGGGGUUACAGGGGGUUACCGGGGUUUACAAGGGGUUAGAAGGGGUUACAAGGGGUUACAGCGGGUUACAAGGGGUUACAACGGGUGACGGGGGGUGACAAGGGGUUAGAGGGUGUUACAAUGGAUUAUAGAAACUUUUUUCUAACUACAACGUUCCCAGAUACUUUUUCUUAGUCUAUUUUGCAAAAAAAUCCAAGUUGAAGAAAUCUCAAAUUUUUGAUCAAAACGAUGGACUAACCCCUUUGGAAAAAUUCUAAUUUUUCGGACACGGUUCUUUUUAUAGUCUUUAAAGGCUUCUUUUUUAUCUAGAACGUCAGCAAACACUUUUUCUUGAUCCAUUUUUGAGAAACACAAAACAUGAAAAAACUUCAACUUUUUGACCAAAAUCAUGGGCUAUCCCCUUUGCAAAAAUGCCAAUUUUGCCUUCUUUUUAAAUCAAUGUUUUUAUUGUCUAGAAAGGCUUGUUUUCUACCGAGAACGUCACCAAAUACUUUUUCUGGGUGUAUUUUGCAUAAAACGAAACGUUCACAAAAUUUCCAAUUUUUGACCAAAACCAUGGACUAACCCCUCUGCAAAAAAGCCAAUUUUGUGGGUUUUUGAAACCGAUGUUUUUGUUGUUCAGAAAGGCUUGUUUGCUAUAUAAAACGUCGAAAAUCGUUCUUUCACGUUUUUUUUUCACGAUCUAUGACAUGGGAAUACAGCGGGUUACAAGGGGCUACAGGGGGUUACAGGGGGUUACAAGGCGUUACAAUGGGUUACAAGGGGUUACAGGGGGUUACAAGGGGUUACAGGGGUUGACAAGGGGUUACAGGGUGUUGCAAUGGAUUAUUGAAUCCUUUUUCUAACUAGAACGUUCCCAGAUACUUUUUCUUACUCUAUUUUGCAUAACAAUCAAAGUUGAAGAAAUCUCAAAUUUUUCAUCAAAGCGAUGGACUAACCCCUUUGGAAAAAUUCUAAUUUUCCGUUUUUCGUCCACAGUUGUUUUUAUAGUCUUUAAAGGCUUGCUUUUUAUUAAGAACGUCAGCAAACACUUUUUCUCGAUCCAUUUUUGAUAAACACAAAAGAUGAAAAUGAAUAACCCUUUUGCAAAAAUGCCAAUUUUGUGCUUUUUUAACCGAUGUUUUUAAUUUUCAGAAAGGCUUGUUUUCUAUAUAAAAAGUUGAAAAUCGUUUUUUGACGAUUUAUUUUCACGAUCUAUCACAUGGGAAUACACGGGGUUACAAGGGGUUACAGGGAGUUACAGGGGGCUAGACGGUCUUACAAGGGGUUACAAACGGGUUAGACGAGGUUACGAGGGGUUACAAGGGGUGACAGAGGGUGACAAGGGGUUACAGGGGGUAACAAACGAUUAUAGAAACUUUUUCUAACUAGAACGUUCCCAGAUACUUUUUGUUAGUCUAUUUUGCAAAAAAAUCAAAGUUGACGAAAUCUCAAAUUUUUGAUCAAAACGAUGGACUAACCCCUUUUUAAAAAGUGCAAUUUUGCGUUUUUUGUACACAGUUGUUUUUAUAGUCUUUAAAGGCUUCUUUUUUAUCUAGAACGUUAGCAAACUCUUUUUCUCGAUCAAUUUUUGAUAAACACAAAAGAUGAAAAAACUUCAACUUUCUGACCAAAAUCAUGGACUAUCCCCUUUGCUUUAAUGCUAAUUUUGCCUUCUUUUUAAAUCCAUGUUUAUGUUGUCUAGAAAGGCUUGUUUUCUAACGAGAACGUCACCAAAUACCUUUUCUGGGAGUAUUUUGCAUAAAACGAAACGUUCACAAAAUUUCCAAUUUUUGACCAAAACCAUGGACUAACCCCUUUGCAAAAAUGCCAAUUUUGUGGGUUCUUAAAAGCGAUGUUUUUGUUGUUCAGAAAGGUUUGUUUGCUAUAUAAAACGUCGAAAAUCGUUUUUUCACGAAUUAUUUUCACGAUCUAUGACAUGGGAAUACAGGGGGUUUCAAGGGAGUACAGGGGGUUACAGGGGGUUAAAGGGGGUUACAAAGGGUUAAAAGGGGUUACAAGGGGUUACAAGGGGUUACAGGGGGUUACAAGGGGUUACAAGUUGUGACAGGGGGUGAAGACGGGUUACAGGGGAAUACAAAGGAUUAUAGAAACUUUUUUCUAACUAGAACGUUCUUAGAUACUUAUUUUGGUCUAUUUUGCAUGAAAAUCAAAGCAGAAGAAAUCUCAAAUUUUUGAUCAAAACCAUGGACUAAACCCUUUGGAAAAAUUCUAAUUUUCGCGUUUUUCGUACACAGUUGUUUUUAUAGUCUUUAAAGGCUUCUUUUUUAUCUAGAACGUUAGCAAACACUUUUUCUCGAUCCAUUUUUGAGAAACACAAAAGAUGAAAAAACUUCAACUUUUUGACCAAAAUCAUGGACUAUCCCCUUUGCAAAAAUGCCAAUUUUGCCUUGUUUUUAAAUCCAUGUUUCUAUUGUCUAGAAAGGCUUGGUUUCUAACGAGAACGUCACCAAUUCCUUUUUCUGGGUGUAUUUUGCAUAAAACGAAACGUUCACAAAAUUUCCAAUUUUUGACCAAAACCAUGGACUAACCCCUUUGCAAAAAUGCCAAUUUUGUGGGUUUUUGAUAGGGAUGUUUUUGUUGUUCAGAAAAACUUGUUUGCUAUGUAAAACGUCGAAAAUCGUUUUUUCACGAUUUAUUUUCACGAUCUAUGACAUGGGAAUACCGGGGGUUACAAGCGGUUACAGGGGGUUACAGGGGGUUACAAGGGGUUACUAGGGGUUACAAGAGGGUUACGAGGGGUUACAAGGGGUUACAGGGGAUUACAGGGGGUUACAAAAGGUUACAAGGGGUUACAGGGGGUUACAAGGGGUUUCAAGGGGUGACAGGGGGUGACAAAGGGUUACAGGGAGUUACAAUGGAUUAUAGAAACUUUUUUCUAACUAGAACGUUCCCAGAUACUUUUUCUUAGUCUAUUUUGCAUAACAAUCAAAGUUGACGAAAUUUCAAAAUUUUCAUCAGAACGAUGGACUAACCUCUGUGGAAAAAUUCUAAUUUUGCGUUUUUCGUACACAGUUGUUUUUAUAGUCUCUAAAGACUUCUUUUUUAUCUAGAACGUCAGGAAACACUUUUUCUCGAUCUAUUUUAGAUAAACACACAAGAUAAAAAAGCUUCGACUUUUUCACCAAAAUCAUGGACUAUCCCCUUUCCUUAAAUGCAAAUUUUGCCUUCUUUUUAAAUCCAUGUUUAUAUUGUCUAGAAAGACUUGUUUCCUCAAGAGAACGUCACCAAAUACUUUUUCUGGGUGUAUUUUGCAUAAAACGAAACGUUCACAAAAUUUCCAAUUUUUGACUAAAACCAUGUACUAACCCCUUUGCAAAAAUGCCAAUUUUGUGCCUUUUUGAAACCGAUAUUUUUGUUAUUCAGAAAGGCCUUUUUGCUAUAUAGAACGUCAAAAAUGGUUUUUCCACGAUUUAUUUUCACGAUCUAUAACAUGGGAAUACAGGGGGUUACAAGGGGUUACAAGAUGUUACAGGGUGUUACAAGGGGUUACAAGGGGUUACAGGGGGUUACAAGAGGUUACAAGGGGUUACAGGGGUUGACAAGAGGUUACAGGGUUUUGCAAUGGAUUAUUGAAUCUUUUUUCUAACUAGAACGUUCCCAGAUACUUUUUCUUAGUCUAUUUUGCAUAACAAUCAAAGUUGAAGAAAUCUCAAAAUUUUGAUCACAACGAUGGACUAACCCAGUUGGAAAAAUUCUAAUUUUGCGUUUUUCGUACAAACUUGUUUUUAUAGUCUUUAAACGCUUCUUUUUUAUCUAGAACGUCAGCAAACACUUUUUCUCGAUCCAUUUUUGAGAGACACAAAAGGUGAAAAAACUUCAACUUUUUGACCAAAAUCAUGGACUAUCCCCUUUGCAAAAAUGCCAAUUUUGCCUUCUUUUCAAAUCCAUGUUUAUAUUGUCUAGAAAGGCUUGUUUUCUACGAGAACGUCACCAAAUACUUUUUUUGGGUGUAUUUUGCAUAAAACGAAACGUUCACAAAAUUUCCAAUUUUUGACCAAAACCAUGGACUAACCCCCUUGCAAAAAUGCCAAUUUUGUGGGUUUUUGAAAGCGAUGUUUUUGUUGUUCAGACAGGCUUGUUUGCUAUAUGAAACGUUGAAAAUCGUAUUUUCACGAUUUAUUUUCACGCUCUAUGACAUGGGAAUACCGGGGGCUACAAGGGGUUAAAGGGGGUUACAAGUUGUUACAAGGAGUUACAAGGGGUUACAGGGGGUUACAAGGGGUUACAAGGGAUGACAGGGGGUGACAAGGGGUUACAGGGGGUUACAAUGGAUUAAAAAAACUUUUUUCUAACUAGAACGUUCCCAGAUACUUUUUCUUAGUCUAUUUUGCAUAACAAUCAAAGUUGAAGAAAUCUCCAAAUUUUGAUCACAACGAUAGACUAACCCCUUUGGAAAAAUUCUAAUUUUGCGUUUUUCGUACACAGUUGUUUUUAUAGUCUUUAAAGGCUUCUUUUUUAUCUAGAACGUCAGCAAACACUUUUUCUCGAUCCAUUUUUGAGAAACACAAAAGAUUAAAAAACUUGAACUUUUUCACCAAAAUCAUGGACUAUCCCCUUUGCAAAAAUGCCAAUUUUGCCUUCUUUUUAAAUCUAUGUUUAUAUUGUCUAGCAACGCUUGUUUUCUAACGAGAACGUCACCAAAUACUUUUUCUGGGUGUAUUUUGCAUAAAACGAAACGUUCACAAAAUUUCCAAUUUUUCACCAAAACCAUGGACUAACCCCUUUGCAAAAAUGCCAAUUUCGUGCGUUUUUGAAACCGAUAUUUUUAUUGUUCAGAAAGGCUUGUUUGCUAUAUAGAACGUCAAAAAUGGUUUUUCCACGAUUUAUUUUCACGAUCUAUAACAUGGGAAUACCGGGGGUUACAAGGGGUUACAGGGGGUUACAGGGGGUUACAAGGGGUUACAAGGGGUUACAAGGGGUUUCAAGGGGUUACGGGGGGUUAGAAGGGGUUACAAGGGGUGACAGGGGUUGACAAGGGGUUACAGGGGGCUACAAUGGAUUAUUGAAUCUUUUUUCUAACUAGAACGUUCCCAGAUACUUUUUCUUAGUCUAUUUUGCAAAAAAAAUCCAACUUGAAGAAAUAUCAAAUUUUUUAUCAAAACGAUAGAGUAACCCCUUUGGAAAAAUUAUAAUUUUUCGUUUUUCGUACACAGUUGUUUUUAUAGUCUUUAAAGGCUUCUUUUUUAUCUAGAACGUCAGCAAAAACUUUUUCUCGAUCCUUUUUUGAAAAACACAAAAAAGCGAUAUUUUUGUUGUUCAGAAGGGAUUGUUUGCUAUAUAAAACGUCGAAAAUCGUUUCUUCUUGAUUUAUUUUCACGAUCUAUGACAUGGGAAUACAGGGGGUUACAAGGGGUUACAGGGGGUUACAAGGGGUUACAAGGGGUUACAAGGGGUUACAGGGGGUUACAAGGGGCUACAAGGGGUGACAGGGGGGGAAAAAGGGUUACAGGGCGUUACAAUGGGUUAA
Molecule: messenger RNA, 25376 nt
Organism: Porites lobata
Lineage: Eukaryota; Metazoa; Cnidaria; Anthozoa; Scleractinia; Poritidae
Source: the annotation of a GenBank genome assembly